This is a messenger RNA of Cynocephalus volans (Philippine flying lemur), 4589 nucleotides long. RefSeq names its product zinc finger protein 436 (gene ZNF436). Bases 525 to 1937 code for a protein of 470 amino acids. The record is from RefSeq and is a predicted model, not a curated record. The transcript is spliced from 4 exons. NCBI's taxonomy places the organism in Eukaryota, Metazoa, Chordata, Mammalia, Dermoptera, Cynocephalidae. Gene Ontology annotation, biological process: regulation of DNA-templated transcription.
GGCUACAGUGAGCUAGAAGCUCUUCCCCACGCAGAAUGCCUGCUUUCCCUAGUGUUCGACUUCCAUUGUCUAAUUCCUUCACCCUGGCUGGGGAAAGGGAAGGCUGCAAGUCCUUCCGUUCAGAGGAACUCCAGCUGAAUGCAGCUUAGCUGCUGGUGGUAUUUCUUGGCCAGCUGCUGUGGUCUCAGGGAUCUGCCUAUGAGCCUGCGGUUUCUGAGCUGCCUGUGAGUCUGAGGUCUCCGGAAUCUGAGAAUCUUCGGGAUCAGUCUACAAUCUCAUUUUGCCUUCAAGUCUACGGAUUCGAGAUCGACCUGCAGGUCUGAGAUCUCCGGGACCUGCCAGUGAUCUCUAGACUCUUUCCGAACGUCAGAGGUCUGAAAGGACUCUGUCUGCGGCUUUGGGAUCAGUUUAAAGCCUCUCGGAUCUUGGAGCCUGUGAGCUAGUGGAUCAUUUGCGGUCAGGAGCGCUGUCUGCUGUCUGCUUUUCCUGCCCUUUCUCCCUGGAGGCGAACCCUUGUGCCCGCGAUGGCAGCCACCCUGCUCAUGGCUGGGUCCCAGGCACCUGUGACAUUUGAAGAUAUGGCCAUGUACCUCACCCGAGAAGAAUGGAGACCUCUGGACCCUACGCAAAGGGACCUAUACAGGGAUGUUAUGCAGGAGAAUUAUGGAAAUGUUGUCUCAUUAGAUUUUGAGAUCAGGAGUGAGAACGAGGUGAAUCCAAAGCAAGAGAUUAGUGAAGAUGUAGAAUUUGGGACCACAUCUGAAAGACCUGUUAGGAAUGCUGAGGAAAAUCCUGAAAGUGAAGAGGCCUUUGAAAGUGGGGAUAGGUCAGAAAGACAGUGGGGAGAUUUAACAGCAGAAGAGUGGGUAAGCUAUCCUCUCCAGCAAGUCACUGAUCUGCUUGCCCAGAAAGAAGUCCACACAGGCAUCCGAUAUCAUAUAUGCUCUCAUUGUGGAAAGGCCUUCAGUCAGAUCUCAGACCUUAAUCGACAUCAGAAAACCCACACUGGAGAUAGACCCUAUAAGUGUUAUGAAUGUGGAAAGGGCUUCAGUCGUAGCUCACACCUUAUUCAGCAUCAAAGAACACAUACUGGAGAGAGACCCUAUGACUGUAAUGAGUGUGGGAAAAGUUUUGGAAGAAGCUCUCACCUCAUUCAGCAUCAGACAAUCCACACUGGAGAGAAGCCUCACAAAUGUAAUGAGUGUGGGAAAAGUUUCUGCCGGCUCUCUCACCUCAUCCAGCACCAAAGGACACAUAGUGGAGAGAAACCCUAUGAGUGCGAGGAGUGUGGGAAAAGUUUCAGCCGGAGCUCUCACCUAGCUCAACACCAAAGGACCCACACAGGUGAGAAGCCUUAUGAGUGUAACGAAUGUGGGCGAGGCUUCAGUGAGAGAUCUGAUCUCAUCAAACACUAUCGGGUCCACACAGGAGAGAGGCCCUACAAGUGUGAUGAGUGUGGGAAGAAUUUUAGUCAGAACUCUGACCUUGUGCGCCAUCGCAGAGCCCAUACGGGAGAAAAACCAUACCACUGUAAUGAAUGUGGGGAGAAUUUCAGCCGCAUCUCACAUUUGGUUCAGCAUCAGAGAACCCACACUGGGGAGAAGCCAUAUGAAUGCAAUGCUUGUGGGAAAAGCUUCAGCCGGAGCUCUCAUCUCAUCACACACCAGAAAAUUCACACUGGAGAAAAGCCCUAUGAGUGUAAUGAAUGUUGGCGAAGCUUUGGUGAAAGGUCAGAUCUAAUUAAACACCAGAGAACCCACACAGGAGAGAAGCCCUACGAGUGUGUGCAGUGUGGAAAAGGUUUUACCCAGAGCUCCAACCUCAUCACACAUCAAAGAGUUCAUACGGGAGAGAAGCCUUAUGAAUGUACUGAAUGCGAAAAGAGUUUCAGCCGGAGCUCAGCUCUUAUUAAACAUAAGCGAGUUCAUACUGACUAAGUCCUGUAAUUAUGAUGACUGAGAAAUGAUUCAUUUGAAGGUACAAUUUUAUUUGCUAUCAGUGAGCUCCCUCAUGACUGAGCUUCUUUUACUGUACUGACUUUCCUAGUUGUGGGCCACAAUUUAAAACAUCAAAGAAGACAAGCCAUUUGAAAUUCUCAGCACCACACUCUACCAAGUGAGCCACAGGCCGGCCUGCCAUUUGAAAUUCUGACCCACGGCAUUGAGAACUUUAUCCCUUCCUCCAAGAUAGUGAUUUUUCUUCACUAAAUAUUAAAGGAUUAUUUCCGCAAAAUCAGCCCCACAAGUAACUGGAAAUCUGAAGAACAGGGAACAAAUGCUGGUAAAUGCCCAGGGCUGGAAAUGGAGUAAAUCUUUAAAAGUUUUUUCUCCCAUCCUGGCCCAAAGAACUGUGCUGGGGGACUCUAAUAGGCUAGUCACAGCUGCUUUGCAAGAAGGCAACUAGAGACUCAGCCUGAGUUGCCACACCUAUUUACACACCAUGGUAGUUGGGCACACACCUUCCCCUCCAAAGGGCUCUUUCCUUGAGUUGCUCAUACCUUUGUAUCUGAGAGCAAGAUUCUGCAUGAUGAAGGCAAUGAUCAUAACUUUGCUUCUUCUUAUUGUUUCUAAUUAACUUGUUUAAAGUUUGCAUCUUUGUGAAAGCUAACUGAAGAUACAGUUUGAAAGGAAAAAUGAGACACAGGUUUGGGGACCAAGGACCCAUCAAUGGUGUGACUUUAGCAAGAGAUGCCCACUGUUGUUAUUGCCAUUAAUCAGAUGUAUGAAUUUUCUUUGGGGAUUGCAAUAGGGAACAUUGUAGGGAAAAUAUCUUCAAGGAAAGAUAGGACCAUAAGUGAUGGUGGUGAAUAAGGAACAAGUGGAAUUGACCCCUUCAGGGAAGGAAGCAAGGAGUCCCUUCCCAAUGAAUGUAGGUCAUUUCUGUGUUGUUUCCCCUCUAAUCUUUAAGAUCAAUUCUCCCUGUACUGCUAACUCUAGGAUUUGAUAAGAGCCACAUCUUAGUGUUUAUCUUAGCUUGCAUAAGGGCAUGUGUAUGUACAGUGAUAUGUGUAUUCCUGUGGUUUUUCUAAUAGCAGAAACUGAAUUCACACAGAAUUAGCAUGUUCUUGGGUGAUAUGGAUCAUGUGACAGAACUACAGACAUAACUCCAAUGUGAGAAAUCUUUUUAAAAAAUCAUGAAAAAAUUGAACACUAGUGCUAUAGUAUGCAUCUCCCAAUAAGGUCUGCCUUAGUACAGAACUAAGCACUUGUUUGUAUGUGUACAUCAGUUGUGGGAGAUAAUGACCAGACAGGUUGAUUGUCCUGUUCUCAGACUGAAUUAUCUCCUAUGGCAAUGAAGAGCCCUUUGGCCUAGUCAGAAGGAAUUAAUAAACCCACAUAGGAAUGUAUUUCCAUCCUCCUAGCCUACAGAUAUAAGCAGUUAAAAUGUGAGUUGACUCAAUUUAAGCCCAAUAGUGUCAGUUCUCCUUAUCUCAGCCCAAACAGGAAUGGAAUUAAGAAAUAUCCCAGAUGGGCCGAGCCCAUGACGCACUCGGGAGAGUGCGGCGCUGGGAGCGCGGCGACGCUCCUGCUGCCGCGGGUUCGGAUCCUAUAUAGGAAUGGCCGGUGCACUCACUGGCUGAGUGCCGGUCACGAAAAAGACAAAAAAAAAAAAAAAAAAAAGAAAUAUCCCAGAUGUGAUGCUUAUCCAAGUAUGCGGGGUGGGAGGAAUUGAUACUGAGGAGAUGGGACUGGAGUAAGGAAUGUAUUUUGAGAGUGCCCCUGUUUAUUUCUACUGUGCUUUAUAGUGAAUGUUGUAACAUUUAAAAAAUGCUUUUGCCAUAGUUCUUUGGGACUUGGUGUUAAAGGAGCCAGUGGUCUCUCUUGGGUAGUUUACUAGAAUGUGUUAUUGUGACCCACAGCUCUGUGGGACUGCAUCACUUGCAAAUGACACAACUUCAAAAGUAACACAACGAAAAACCACUUCACUGAGGGGGUUUCUUCAUGUUGCCACUCCUAUUUAAAUACAAACUCUGGCAGAGAGCAUGUUUUUUGUUCUAUACAAAACCUAGCACACUGUGGAUAUUCAUAUUUUAAUUUGUUAGGUGACUUAUGUGUUCUUGGUAACUAAACUCAAAUAUGUCUUUUCCUGUAUCAGUGUUGCUGAUGGCUUUAAUGAAUAUCAAAAUUUUCCUGUUGCUUCUGUGAGCCACUACAGGUGUCAUCUUGGGAGUGGCCAUGACCUAAUUGUAUUUCACCCCCUUUUCCUUCUCUGCUCUUGCCCCAACCCAACCUGUUCUUGCUGCGGCUUUUGGCUUCUUAGAGGUGAAAGGCUUGAGAAAAGUCUUCUAAAGUGCCCAGCCAUCUCUCCAUACACGUACAAUCCAGCUGGGAAGUUAAAAGGGCAAGGGCCACACCAGUUCUGUCUCCUCUUUUUCUGCCAAUUGCUGCCCACUGCUGUGCUGAACUUUAUGUAGAAGUUAUGCAUCAGCUCUAUUUGCUGAUGCUUUUUGCAUGCCUUCUGCUCCCAAGUCCCUGGAUGCUUCUGCACAUACUCUGAACACUUUGUGCCUGUUUUCUAUGGUUGUAGAGAGUGAAUGAACCAUUACGUAUGUAGAGCAGUUUUCCUUAUGGUAUUGAUCACAGUUAUCC